AUGCAACUGAUUAAUGAGGUCUUGCACGAGUUCCUCUACCGAGGAGUGUUGGUGUACUUGGAUGUCAUUUUAAUCUACACUGAAACAAUGGAGGAACACGUGAAAUUAGUCAGGAAAGUGCUGGAGAAACUGCUAAAUGCACAGUUGUAUGCAGAACUAUCCAAAUUGCCAGGAGAUUUGGGAAACCAGCUAGAAGCCAAGUUGGACAAACCAUCUGUGGUGCACUAUCUCUGCUCUAAGAAGACAGACAGUUAUUUUACAUUGUGGCUGAAUUUAGAAUUGUUGCUUCCAGUUAUCAUUGACUGCUGGAUAGAUAAUAUCAGGCUAGUGUACAAUCGAACUAGUGGAUCUACUGCUCCCCCGGAUGGGGUUGAUAUCAAAGUCCCUGGAUUUGGGCAGACCUUUUCAUUGGAAUUCCUUGAUCCUAGUAAAAGAAGUGUUGGCACGUACUUUUACACGCUGGUGCAAAACCUAGUAGAGCUGGGCUACCAACGAGAUGAAAAUAUUAGAGGCGCACCCUAUGACUGGCGGAAGGCACCAAAUGAGAAUGGAGACUAUUUUGGGGCUCUCCAGAAGUUGAUCGAGAUAAUGUAUGAAGAGUAUGGCGAACCGGUGGUCUUAAUUGCUCACAGCAUGGGAAAUAUGUAUUCUCUGUACUUCCUCAGCCAUCAGCCACAGGAAUGGAAAGACAAAUACAUCAGGGACUUUGUGUCCUUAGGAGCUCCGUGGGGAGGAGUCGCUAAAGCUUUCCGAGUGCUGGCAUCAGGUGACAACAAUCGGAUUCCUGUUAUCAGCUCCUUUAAGAUCAGGGACCAGCAGAGAUCUGCUGUUUCCACCAGCUGGUUGCUUCCUUACAAUUACACAUGGUCUCCAGAUAAGAUCUUCGUCACCACACCAUCUGCAAACUAUACUAUUCGGGAUUUCCAGAAGUUCUUUGUGGACAUUGGUUUUGAGGAUGGUUGGCUCAUGAGAAAAGAUACUGAAGCUUUGGUUUACAGCAUGACUCCUCCAGGGGUACGCAUACACUGUCUUUACGGCACGGGGGUAAAUACCCCAGACUCAUUUUUCUAUGACAGGUUACCAGACAAGGAGCCGACGAUCUUCUACGGGAACGGAGAUGGAACAGUGAACUUAGAAAGUGCCUUGCAAUGCCAGAAGUGGGUGGGUCAGCAGAAACAAAAGGUGAUGCUUUAUGAACUUCCAGGAAGUGAACAUAUUGAAAUGCUGUAUCAUAACCUAACCAUAUCCUAUGUUAAAAAGGUUCUUUUUGGCUCAUGAUACAGUACAGCUCAACCUUUUUUCUCCAAGAUGUUUGAAUGCUUUUUUAAAUGGGGAAGCAAGAAUGGAAGUUUUGGACCUCUAUUUUUAAGGCUUUUAUUAUUAUUAUUUUUGGCUUAUUGAGUCUUCUUGGAAAUCUGCUUUUAUGUCAGUUAAUGGUUACUUGUUUCCUAGAGUAAUGCUCGUAACUUGCCUGACAAAAUGCACUUUAGCUGCAUUUAGGCAUCUCUAGUGCCAUCUGUGUGAAGACUGUUCCGUGCUUAUUCUCUGGGAUGUAGAGAAUAUUUCUCUUUCCAUAUUUAUUAAGCUAUAAUAACAUUAAGGAGAGGAUAUUAGGAUUUACACCCAGAGGUUAAGUGCUGGAUUGUUAUCGCCAGUAUGAACCUGGGCAUUGUGAAACCCCAGUGACAGGUGUUAACAUAGAGAGGCAUGGAUUUAACCUUAGAGUAACCUUAACCUUAGAGCUCAACCUCAGCCAGAUGUGAAUUGUUCUUGAAAAUAAUGCAGGAGCUUGGAAUUCCUUACAAGGUUUUCUAAAGUAAGAUGAACCUAUUAAUUUGGUUCCUACCUGAAAGGAUGCAGCUAAAGGCUAACGAGAGAGCUCUUUAUUAAUGAUUUUCACAUUAGCAUCCUUAAGGUGGUGAUCGAGAUCAUUUAAUUCUUGACUGUUUCAGUAUUGUCAAAGGCUAGUGCUGAGAUAGGCACUAGCCUUCCAUCUGCGAUUUGCAGUGAUCUUCCAACAACCCAUUGUUUUUUGAAGCAAGAUACUAAUCCCACUAUUUUUGCUACUGCAGAUAUGAAAUUUGGAUGUUGCUAAAUAAGUUUUAAUAAUAUAUUUCCCCAAAUCCAGGCAUGCACUAGAUACAAUAUUGAUAUCCGUUUCAACUGGUGGUGUCAAUCCUCUACCCUAUUCCUUUGAUUCCCUCCUAUAGGGGAGAUCAAGUCUUCUUUCAUAAAGCUAAAAAGAAUAGAAGGGCAUAAUUUAGGUCUGCAGUGAGCACUCAUAAUCGUGAGAAGCCCCUUGAGAGAACGACAGCUAGAAUUCCCUGGAAUUAGAGAAGACAAAUGAUUCGGAACUUGGCAGUUGGUACGUGUGGCCACCCAAAUAGGAGCCUGUAGUCAUCUGUUCAAUAGCAAUCCAGCAAUAAAAUAACUUGAGUGAAUGCAGCCCAGUGCUGGUUUCAGGUUGCUUUGUGCUACUCCAUAUAGAGUUCCUGUCUGUUGAACAUAGUUGCUAACUUUCGAAGGGUAAAAUGUUAAACCUGGACAUUUUUCAGUCCGUGAUUUCAUAGAAUGCUUUGAAUGCAAAACUUUGAAAUUUGUGCCAAACCUCCCAGCUGGAACAUCAGAGUAAUCUGGAAGUUUCAACACAGUUAUUUCAAGUCUGUCCUCCUCUGACCAGAAUGUGGAGCACCACUUGGGCAAAUGCUCUGUUUCUGAUUCGAAGGCCUUGGUCUGUGUGUCUGAGAAAACAAAUACAUGGAAUCUGCCCAAAACAGCUCGUUGUCUGCUUUGUCAUUAAGCUUGUGUAAUAUACUCAUGCCUUCUUCUCAUCUUCCACUUUUUAUAGAUCAUGAAGCAUUCGGCUGUUCAGUUCAUUACAUUUUAGGACAGACUCACAAGCUGCUUACCUCCAAAUGGAUCAGGCUGCAAUCCAUCCUAUCAGAUGGCCUUUUUUCCUUUUAAUCCCACCUUUAUUAUUUUUAUAAAUAACUCAAGGCGGCAAACAUAUUUAAUACUCCUUCCUCCUCCUAUUUUCCCCACAACCUCAACCCCGUGAGGGGGAUUGGGCUGAGUUUUUAGCGUCAGAUCGGUGUUGGCUUCUUUGUUCAGUAAUGCCAGGACUUAGCUUAAAGGUUGCUGACAAUCGUCGUGAACCAGGUGCAGUUUACAACUUUGGAAUGUUUCCACCACUUUCUUCCGUGAGAAGAAUGCUUCAAGCCAUGCCUUGAAAUUGUCAGAGUAAAUCUCUUUUCCUUUUUAAUGUAGUUGCAAUUGUUAGUUCUUCAGGGUCUCAGUGCCAGUGCCACCUGACAAGCCACCAUCCCCGACUUUGAUUACAGGGUGAAAUGUUUCUUACAAACACCUGCAUUGUAUCUAGCCUACAUUUAAAGCCUCAAGGUACUAUUAAGUGUAGGGCCAGCUGAACUCUUGUGGCUGAAAUACACCCUUUUAAGUUCCUUUUGUGGGCAGAUUUUUGGUCUGGCCUCUAUAGCAAUUUUUUUAAAGUCUGUUGCAGUAGAGAACUGGAUAAGAAAAUCCAUCGUUUGGAAGAAGGAUGUGAAAUGUCUUCAGUGUUUGGCUAUCUGACACUGUAUUUACAUAGUGCCCCGAGAGACAUGGCAUGGAAUCUAAGCAACCCCCCCCCCCGCCAAAUGUGCAUAUGCCCACCAUUAAUCUCAGUUGUUUCUAAGGCCUGAUGUUCAUCCAUGUUCAUAGGGAAUUGGUUGCUUCUAGUCCUUUGACCAAGCAACACUUCUGUGCAUGUCUCGAUCCAAUUUUGUAGUGCUGUCAGAAUUUUGCCUGUGACCCUCAUCCAUCUAGGCCUUCAUCUUCUACCCCACCAGCUUAGUGACUGUUUUUGUAUCAAUUUUUGUGUCCGCUAGUAGCUGUCAAAUAUGAUAGCUUCCAUAGGCCUCUCAUUGAUGUCUCUGUAGGUGAUGGUAUUUUUUUAUUCCAAGAAACCUUACUCUUUACCUUUUGUCUGUGUGGUGCCUUUUUGGUGUCAUCCUCUAACUGAGGAUUCAUCCUCUGGCCAUUUGUGGUAAAUCUUAUUCAGACAACAAGUAGUUUAUACCUGCAGCAAUCCAGGAUGAAUAGUCUUUAUAUCUAUCACUUAAUAUUGUUAAUUAUGUUGGUCUAUAAGCCUAAAUAGGUUCCAACCUGUCCAGCGUCUUAAUUUGUUCAUGACUGAUAGCCAUAAACCUCAAGCUGCAAAUUGGCUUUAUAAAACUGGCUUUUCUGAACCCACAUCUCAGAAGCAAGAACUUACAUAAUGGUUUUCUGUAGCUUGGGAAUGAAAUGCUCAGAGUCACAUUUUCACUGGACAAAGACGAUGUUGGUUAGCGGUCCUAGAAUCUAUUUCUUUGGAUCAUGCUUUUAUUGGUUACCAAGACAGUAUAUGAAGGUUGCAUUCCCCCACCAGAUUCAAGGUAUGUCUUGCAACUCACAAGUGCUUAUAAACACUUUUUAAUCCAUCCAAAUUUUUGGCUUUUCGAAAACCCAAAUACUUUCUAAGGACCAAAUGUUGUACUACUGAGAGAUUACUGUAUGUAUGUAUGUA
This is a messenger RNA of Python bivittatus (Burmese python), 4561 nucleotides long. Lineage: Eukaryota; Metazoa; Chordata; Lepidosauria; Squamata; Pythonidae. The record is from RefSeq and is a predicted model, not a curated record.